AUGGCCAGCGCGGCGAAGAACUGGUCGGGCCUGGUUACGCUGUGCCUGGGCCAGGAGCGCGAGAAGCGGCAGGUGAGCAGCCAGCGCACAUCCCUGACCAAGUCCAAUGGGGCCGGCGCCUUGGGUGUUCCAUCAAAGCCGAUUAUACAAUAUUUGCCCAGCUAUCGCAUGGAGCCCAGGAAUCCAUUGAACAAGGAACGGUUGGAGCUCACCAUGCGCACAAUCAUGAAUAGGAACUACAACGAAGAUUAUCUAUUCCAUCCCAGGCAGUCCUACCAUCUGGCAGCUCAAGUCAGCGAAGAGAUCAAGAACAGCAUCAAGCUCAUGAAUUUCGAUAGAUACCGUUACAUAGUGUUGGUUACCGUUGGAGAGCUGCUCAUGCAGGGCCUCUGCUCCAUGGUCAACUUUCUGUGGGAUGCCGAGAAGGACGGCUUUGUUACCUACUCCAUCAAGACACCCAAAUUCAUAGCCGUCUGCACCGUAUUCUAUUUGUAUUACGACUGA
Messenger RNA from Drosophila mojavensis, 504 nucleotides. Its product is annotated as dynein light chain Tctex-type 5-B. Gene Ontology annotation, biological process: microtubule-based movement. Gene Ontology annotation, cellular component: cytoplasm; cytoplasmic dynein complex. Lineage: Eukaryota; Metazoa; Arthropoda; Insecta; Diptera; Drosophilidae. The coding region runs from base 1 to 504 and encodes 167 amino acids. The transcript is spliced from 4 exons. Gene Ontology annotation, molecular function: dynein intermediate chain binding. The record is from RefSeq and is a predicted model, not a curated record.